UACUAUAUUUAUGAACAUAUGCUACUGUGGAAGCUGGCAACUCUGAUUUGAAAUGUUUGUCAAUAGCGCCUGUGACGGGAACAGUGUGGUUGUCUGGAAAACGUGUUUUAUGUACUACUGUCUUUGUAUCUCAAUACAAUCGUUAUGACCACAAGUAAUGAAAUUACACUGGAUCACAUUAAGUCAUUCUUUUCCUUGGAUGAUAAACUUGAAGAAUUAUAUGUAGCUCCUACUGCUACAGGUGGUGUAGGCAUUGAUAAUAUUGAUAAAUUUCCACCUCCACUUCCUCCUUCAAAAUGUUAUCGGAAAAAAGGAACAGAUUAUGCCAAAAAGUAUCUGGAAAAAGAAGAAAAUGAAAACAGAAAGCAAGCUUUGGAGUUUCCUGGAAGUGCAUUAAGUAUAAAUACAUUAGAUGAUGUGGAAGAAAGUAGUACUGUAGUAGCAGAUGCUCCGAAUGUUAAUGAUUUAAAUGAUGCAACAAAGGAACUAUAUUCAACAUAUUAUCAAGUUCCAAACAAAUCGUAUGAUCCUGACCUUUUAAUUACUAGUUACAGAGAACAGAUUCUUCGGCAACUGCAUAUAAAUCCAGUUAUCAUUAUUCAAGGCCCAACUGGAUGUGGUAAAACAACCCAAGUUCCCCAGUAUAUUCUUGAUUAUCAUAUAUCACGAGGCAUAUACUGUAACAUUAUUGUAACUCAGCCUCGAAAAAUUGCUGCUAUAAGUAUAGCAAGAAGAGUGUGCAAGGAAAGAAACUGGCAACUAAAAUCUAUCGUGGGAUAUCAGGUUGCUAUGGAUGCUCAGACUUCUGCAGAUACACGGUUGACGUAUGUCACAACAGGAAUUUUAUUGGAAAAAUUAGUAAAUGCAAGACGAAUGGAUAUGUACACUCAUGUCAUUAUUGAUGAGGUCCAUGAGAGAGAUAAGGAUGUUGACUUUGCACUUCUGUUAGUAAAAAAGUUUUUGAAAACAAACUCACAGAGAGUUAAGGUUAUUUUAAUGUCAGCCACAUUUGAUUCAUCUUCAUUUGCAAAGUAUUUUACUCUUUCAUCUAAAGGAGACCCUGCUCCAGUAAUAGAAGUAUAUGGUAAAUCAAAAGAAGUUACUGAACAUUACUUGCCAGAGCUGCAAACUCUUAUCAAAAGGAUGCCUGAAUUUGAUAUAUGUAAACCUAUGCUUGAUCCAUGCUUAUAUGAGGCUGUUGUAAAACUGAUGUGUGUUUUUGAUAAAAUUGAAAAGGCUGAACAGAAUGCUUCCCAUGAACAAGAGUAUGCACCAGUUAGAGGAGCUGUAUUAAUAUUUCUUCCAGGUUAUGAUGAAAUAGCAGCCUUAAGUGACACAUUGAAAAAUCCUAACUUUAAUAAAAAAUAUUGGGUCAUACCUCUCCAUUCUUCAAUUACUGUUGAAGAACAAAGCAAAGUUUUUAAAGAUCCUCCUCCUGAUCAUAGAAAAGUGAUCAUCUCAACCAAUAUUGCUGAAAGUUCCAUAACUGUACCUGAUGUGAAAUAUGUGAUUGACUUCUGCUUGACUAAAAAUUUGGUUACUGAUCAAUAUACAAAUUAUACUUGCUUACAACUAGAAUGGGCAUCUAAAUCUAACUGUAUUCAGAGAAAAGGAAGAGCUGGCAGAGUUGAUAUUGGUAGAGUGUACAGAAUGGUUCCUAGGAAUUUUUAUGAUGACCUUCCUGAAUAUGGCACACCUGAAAUCAAGAGAGUUCCAUUAACAAGCACAAUUCUCCAUGUGAAGAAACUGAACAUAUGUGAACCUCUGGAAAUGUUAGCUUUUGCUCUAGAACCACCUAAUAUUUUAGAUAUUGAAAAUGCAAUAAUACAGUUGAAAGAGGCUUUAGCUUUACUGGCAAAAGGAUCAAAUCCUUAUGAUGGUGAACUUACCUUUGUUGGUCAAGUUAUGGCUAACUUGCCAUUAGAUAUAAAGCUUAGCAAAUUGAUAAUAUUUGGGUUUGUGUUCCAUUGCCUUGAAGAAUGUAUUGUUAUUGCUGCAAGUUUAUCAUUGCAAAGUUUCUUUGCAAGACCAUUUCAGAAGGCAUUAGAAGCAUAUAGAUCCAGGCUUGCUUGGGCUAAUGAUACAUUUAGUGACUGCUUGGCAUAUCUAAAUGCAUAUAAAGCCACCCUUCUCCUUUGUUCCCGCAAUGUCCUUCUGGGGAACUGCAGUCAAGACUCAUUUAUACAUGGCGGGAAUUUAUGUCCCCAAAGUCGUUUUCGACAGCCUGGAGGUUUAAGUGAAAAUAAAUGGUGCGAAUUGAAUUUCAUUCAGAUGAAGAGAAUACGAGAAGUUGAUAUGCUUAUUAAAGAAAUAAAGAGUAGAUUAGCUAAUCAUGGUAUACAAGAGCAUCAUCAGCAUCAGAAUAUAGCCAGACAAAGUGAAGAAUCGAAGAUAUUAAUGUUAAAGGUAGUAAUUGCUGGUGCCUUUUUCCCGCACUAUUUUCUACAAGAAAAUCUUGAUGAGCAAGAAAUUGAGAGGGAAAUAAAUGAAAAUGACCCACAUUCCACUGUUGUUAUUACUGGACUCCCUCAUGACCAGGGUUUAUUGUAUGCAUUUGCUUUGAAAGAUUUGAUGACCUGUUGUAGUGACAGGAUGGAUAUUGAAUUUGAAGGUCAAAAGGCUUAUAUUAAGUUUCAUAGAAAUAAUGACAUGGAUGCAUCAUCGAUACUUCAGUCUGUAUAUCUGGCUGUGAAGAUGAGGCUGUUACGCAUUCCACUAGGACUUGCAAUUUUUAGCCAUGCUGAAGCAGAACGAAAAAUUCAACAGAUAAGGCAAUCAAAAAGUUCUCUGUCUGAAAACAAAUUUCCUAUAAACAGAUAUGCUGUGAAGCUAAAUCCUUUUUCAAAAAUAAAGAGAAUUCCUCUUCCACCACCAACUAAUAAAACUGCUCAGAUUUUCAUUUCUCAUUUCAUUAACUGUGGACAUUUUUGGGCACAGUCCCCAACCUUAGACAACACCAAUUAUUUGAAAUUUUUAGAUAUAACUAUUAAUAAAAGACAAGGCCAAAAUCUCAGGAGCUUACUAAAUCAAUUGGAAGAAGUUUUUGUGUAUAUGGUUACUGAGGAUGUUCAAGAUUUAUUAGUGGAAGAAGAAGUUAACAAAGCAGAUUUCAUGGAAGUGGCAUCUGAAGCUGUAAAUCAAAUUGAUUCUGAGGACAUUACCACUGAUGAAGAAAGUGCAGCCUUUGAAUGUUACUUGUCUGAGAUAAGGCCUGUUUCCAUCAAGGGAUCUUCUGGGACUUGGUCUGAUAAAGCGAACAGGUGGUUUAAGAAUAUUGUGAAUGGUCAAGUGCUUACAGCAUUGGUUUAUUCUGUUGUUCAAGAAACAGUUAGGUUGGAUCUACGCAGAAUAUAUCCAGAUGGAACUCAAGAAAGCAUAAAUGAGAAAUUAAUUGAAAAUGGAUUUGCUGAGCGUGCUGAAGAAAGUUAUGUAUCAAAGCAAAAUCAUGAACUGAGAGUACAGUGCUGUGCAUACAGUUUUAAUUCUGUGCUAUCUGAAAGUUCAUCGAAUAUUCUUCAGUUAACUUUGGAAGAUACAAAAGACUUCAGUAGCAUAAAGCCAACUAAUCGCAAGAUUUUUCUUCGUGGCCCUUUUAAUCCGCUAGAAGUAUCCUACAGAGGAAUGACAAACUUAGAUCGUAGCAGAUGUGUAAAAAUUGAACGAGACAGUGUGAACUCUGUUUCUUUUAAUUCUGAACCAGAAGAUCCUUUUAAUGGCAUGCUAGUUGCUACAGGUGUUACUAUUGGCCAGAAUUCUGAUAAUAUAACAGCACGAAACACAACGCUGAUGCCUAAAAAAAGAGGUUUACCUGCAUUAAUUUGCCUUAUGUUUGCACCAUAUGUAGAAAUCAGGACUGAUAAGGAAAGAAAAUCAUAUAUUGGGGCUCUGUGUGGCUUGGGAUUUGAUCCUGAAACUGGUGAAGCUCUGUAUCCGGACCAUGACAUAGAAUUAUCAUUUGAUGUUGAGUUUACUCUUGAUGAUUGGAGAGAAAUAAAUGCAAUUAGAAUGAGUAUUAAUAUGCUUUUAAAUAGCCAGAAUGGCAUAAUUACCUACUCCCGCAGUGCGAUAAAUCUCAGUAAAGAAAGGCUUCAAAAAACUGUUGAAAGUGUACUUGAGAAAGUACGAACACCCAGAGAGCCAGAAUUCUUCAAGAAAUCCUACAAAUGGAAUCAAAUACCAUCUGAAUUUAUUCUUGAAUCAUGUGAAGAAAAUUAUGACUGUCCACAGGUACUACCACUUCUACGGCCACCUGGUUUGAUUGAUUUUGUUGAGAGGAAAACUGAACUACAAGAACAUCUGAAGGGGCUUUACCAUUUGGUAGAGAAAAACAAACAAAAUAUAACAAGGGAAUAUAAGGAAAUUGAGUGCAAACUGUGUUCUGAAACUGUGACGUCUGUUAGAGAUCUGCUUGUGCAUUUGGAUUCAUAUAUGCAUCAAACCAAAGAAAAGGAACUAGAUGCACAUAAUUGAACAUCACUGGAUUUCUGUGAUUUUAAUUGUAUCAUAUUAUACAUUCUGUAAAAUAAAAUCUUGUUUUUUUGUAUA
Messenger RNA from Stegodyphus dumicola, 4545 nucleotides. RefSeq names its product tudor domain containing 9 protein spindle E (gene spn-E). The record is from RefSeq and is a predicted model, not a curated record. Lineage: Eukaryota; Metazoa; Arthropoda; Arachnida; Araneae; Eresidae. Gene Ontology annotation, cellular component: intracellular anatomical structure. Gene Ontology annotation, molecular function: RNA binding; helicase activity; ATP binding.